This is a messenger RNA of Neomonachus schauinslandi (Hawaiian monk seal), 1350 nucleotides long. It is a transcript of the gene TMCC3, whose product is annotated as transmembrane and coiled-coil domain family 3. The transcript is spliced from 3 exons. NCBI's taxonomy places the organism in Eukaryota, Metazoa, Chordata, Mammalia, Carnivora, Phocidae. Gene Ontology annotation, cellular component: endomembrane system. The coding region runs from base 22 to 1350 and encodes 442 amino acids. The record is from RefSeq and is a predicted model, not a curated record.
UUGCAGGUAGAACGUCAUGACAUGAAUACCUUAAGCCUGCCCCCGAACAUUCGCCGAGGGGGGUCAGACACCAACCUCAACUUUGAUGUACCAGAUGGCAUCCUGGACUUCCACAAGGUCAAACUCAGUGCAGACAGCCUGAAACAAAAAAUCCUGAAGGUGACAGAGCAGAUAAAAAUUGAGCAGACGUCCCGCGAUGGGAAUGUUGCGGAGUAUCUGAAACUGGUCAGCAGUGCAGAUAAGCAGCAGGCCGGCCGCAUCAAACAGGUCUUCGAGAAGAAGAAUCAGAAGUCCGCUCACUCCAUCGCCCAGCUCCAGAAGAAGUUAGAGCAGUAUCACAGAAAGCUCAGGGAGCUCGAGCAGAACGGAGCCUCCAGAAGCUCCAAGGACAUUUCCAAAGACAACCUCCACUCUCUGAGAGAUGCCUCCGCGAAAUCUCGAACUGCUCCCCCCGGCCCGGAGUGCGGGAAGUCAGGCAUGCCAGGCGUGUCCCUCACUCCGCCCGUGUUCGUCUUCAACAAGUCCAGAGAGUUCGCCAACCUGAUCCGGAAUAAGUUCGGCAGCGCCGACAACAUCGCGCACUUGAAGAACUCCUUAGAGGAGUUUCGGCCCGAGGGGAGUCCCCGGGCCUAUGGGGGCAGCGCCACCAUCGUGAACAAACCCAAGUACGGCAGCGACGACGAGUGUUCAAGCGGCACGUCGGGCUCCGCGGACAGUAACGGGAACCAGUCCUUCGGGGCCAGUGGAGCUGGCACGCUGGACAGCCAGGGCAAGCUGACCAUGGUCCUGGAGGAGCUGAGGGAGAUCAAGGACACGCAGGCUCAGCUGGCUGAGGACAUCGAAGCGCUCAAAGUGCAGUUCAAGAGAGAAUACGGUUUUAUUUCUCAGACGCUGCAAGAGGAAAGAUACAGGUAUGAGCACCUGGAAGACCAGCUCCAUGACCUGACAGACCUGCAUCAGCACGAGACCGCCAACCUGAAGCAGGGCCUUGCCAGCAUCGAGGAGAAGGUGGCUUACCAGGCCUACGAGCGCUCACGGGACAUCCAGGAAGCCCUGGAGUCCUGCCAGACACGCGUCUCUAAGCUGGAGCUGCACCAGCAAGAGCAGCAGGCUCUGCAGACAGACGCCGUGAACGCCAAGGUCCUCCUGGGGAAGUGCAUCAACGUGAUCCUGGCCUUCAUGACAGUCGUCCUCGUGUGCGUGUCUACCAUCGCCAAGUUUGUCUCGCCCAUGAUGAGGAGCCGCCUCCACAUCCUUGGCACCUUCUUCGCUGUGACGCUUCUUGCAAUAUUUUGUAAAAACUGGGACCAUAUCGUGUGUGCCAUAGAAAGGAUCAUAAUACCCAGAUGA